Messenger RNA from Trichoderma atroviride IMI 206040, 1035 nucleotides. RefSeq lists its product as uncharacterized. Gene Ontology annotation, molecular function: oxidoreductase activity, acting on the CH-OH group of donors, NAD or NADP as acceptor. Lineage: Eukaryota; Fungi; Ascomycota; Sordariomycetes; Hypocreales; Hypocreaceae. The record is from RefSeq and is a predicted model, not a curated record.
AUGAGCUCAACAGGAAAACUUAUCUUAGUCACCGGUGCGAGUGGCUUCGUUGCCGCACAUGCUGUCAUUGCGCUGCUGGACGGCGGUUACCAGGUCCGAGGAACUGUCCGAUCCGAGAAGUCAGCCGAGGCAGUUCGGAAAACUUACUCUGCCUACUCGGAUAAGUUUUCUGUGGUGGUUGUUCCUGAUAUGAGCGUUAAAAAUGCCUUUGACGAGGCUGUCAAAGAUAUUCAUGGAGCUCUGCAUAUUGCCAGUCCAUUUACACUCACCAUCAAAGACAAUGAGGCAGAGAUGUUGAUUCCGGCUAUUGAGGGAACCAAGAACUUGUUGGCAUCCGUUGCUGCACAUGCCCCCCAGGCCAAGCGCGUUGUCAUCACUUCGUCUUUUGCCGCCAUGGUCGACUUCUCCAAGGGCUUUUGGCCAGGCCACACGUACAACGAAGCUGAUUGGAACGAAACGACCUACGAUUACGCCAAGACUGCUGACGGGGUGGUGUGUUACUGCGCUUCCAAGGCGUUGGCUGAGAAGGCUGCUUGGAAGUUCAUGAACGAACAAAAGCCUCACUUUGAUCUGACCGUCUUAAAUCCACCCAUGGUCUUUGGUCCCGCCGCUCACGUCGUAUCCUUGUCAGCAAUGAAUACCAGCGCUUGGGAUAUUCAUCGUUUCCUGUCUGGCGAGCUCGAGGAUGUGCCUGAUACAGGCUUUUGGGGGUUCGUUGACGUGCGAGAUCUUGCCACUGCUCAUGUUCGUGCGCUGGAAGUUCCCGAAGCUGGAAAUGAGCGUUUCUUUAUUGUUAGUGGACGCUACAGCUACCAGAAAACGGCCGACGUUUUGCGUGCGUCUCCCCUUAUUGCCGAGGCCGACAAGAAGUUGGUGCCCGUUGGGAAACCGGGGCAAAAUUACCCAGGGCCAGAUAUAUACGAGGUGGAUAACUCAAAGUCAAAGAAGAUUCUUGGCUUAAAGUAUCGCUCGUUUGAGGAGUCUAUUGUUGAUGCAGCGGUCAACAUGAUUGAUGUGCGUAAUAAGGCCGCAUAA